GUUGGUCUUCUUUUCUCAGCUCCAUGUGAUGGUUCUCCGUCGGUCCUCUCCCCAGGUGAUGUGGCUCUCUGGCCGGCUGUGGUUGCUGGCCUGCCUCCCUGGGCUGGUCCUGGGGCUGGCAGGAGGGGGGGCCUGCCGGCUGUUGGCUAAGCCUGUGUCCGGCAGUGUAUAUCGGGCAGGGGACGUCGUGAUCGGGGGACUGUUCCCCAUCCAUGUGGAAGCUCCAGAACCUGAGCUAGAGUUUAGGAGCAAGCGCAGCAACACUAACUGUACCAUUUUCUACCAGCGGGCGUACCGCUGGCUCCAGACCAUGAUCUUUGCUGUGGAGGAGGUGAACCGUAACCCUAGCCUCCUCCCUGGGCUCAGGCUGGGGUACCUGGCCUCAGACUCCUGCCUGGUCGAGGGCACCGCCUUGGGGGCAGCCCUGGGCAUGGUGACCGGGCAGGAAGACUCCAUAUCAGGCACAGACUGUGGCACAACUCCCGAGGUGCCAGUCAUCAUCGGAGACACCAGCUCCUCCUCCUCCAUCGUGGUGGCACAGACCCUGGGAGUGUUUACCCUGCCCAUGGUGAGCUACUUUGCGUCCUGUACUUGUUUGAGUGACCGUAGGAAGUACCCCUCCUUCUUCAGGACUGUUCCCAGCGAUGCCUUCCAGGCACGGGCCAUGGCCUGGCUUCUGUCCCGGCUAGGCUGGACCUGGGUGGGCCUGUUGUCUGGGGACGAUGACUACGGGAAGUAUGGGGUCCAAAUGCUGCUGCAGGAGCUGAGGGGCUCUGGAGUGUGUGUCUCUUACUCUGAGGUCAUCCCCAAGGUCCAUUCCCAGAGCAGGAUCAGUCGGGUGGUUGACACCAUCCAGAGGUCCUCUGCCACGGUUGUGGUGGUGUUUGCCAGCCCCCAGGAUGCACAGGCUCUCCUGAAAGAAGUGGUGCGUCAGAACAUCACAGAUAAGCAGUGGAUCGCUAGCGAGGCCUGGAUCACCUUCACCAGCCUCUCAGUCCCCCAGAACCUCCCCUCGCUGGCCGGCACCAUCGGGUUUGCCCUCCGGAGGGCCCCUAUCCCUGGGCUGGGAGACUUCCUGACCCAGCUGAGGCCAGACGGGCCCUCGCCCCAUCACGACCCCUUCCUCAGGGAAUUGUGGGAAGAGCUGUUUGGGUGUUCUUUGGAGGCCGGUCAGGGCACUGCUCAGCUGUGUUCAGGGUCAGAGGUCAUAGUGGAGGGGGAGAGUAUGUACGCGGACGUGUCACAGCUGAGGGGCACCUAUAACGUGUACAAGGCCGUGUACGCCAUCGCCCACGCUCUGCAUGGCAUGCUGGCCUGCCCACCUGGAGACCUGUGUCCCAACCUCCAGCACCUGCAGCCCAAAGACAUUGUUCAGUACCUGAGAGGUGUGAACUUCACCACACAUGUGGGUGACCCCGUCCACUUUGACCAGAAUGGAGAUCCACCUGCUUCCUAUGACAUCAUCAACUGGCACGUGACCCCACAGGGUGGGGCGGAAUUUGACACCGUCGGACAUUUUUUGACAUCUGAGGGAUCGGGGGGCCAGUUUCACCUGGAACUUGAGAGAGUGAUGUGGGGUGGUGGGAGUGGACGUGAGGUGCCCGUGUCUGUGUGCAGCACUCCCUGCCCCCCUGGCACCUGGAAGGCGGCACAGAAGGGCCGACCAAUCUGCUGCUUUGACUGUCUGCCCUGCUCAGAGGGGGAGGUCAGCAGAGAGACAGGAUCGGUGGAGUGCAGCCGGUGUCCUGAGAGGUUCUGGUCCAGCCCAGACCACACUGAGUGCAUCCCCCAGCAGGUGGACUUCCUGUCCCUCAGCGACAGCAUGGGAAUCGCCCUGUCCGUCAUCUCUGUUGUCGGGGCAACACUAACAGCCGCAACCUUGAUUACUUUUAUUUGUCACCGACACACGCCACUGGUCCGGGCCAACAACUCAGAGCUGAGCUUCCUGCUUCUGCUGUCACUCAAGCUCUGCUUCCUGUGUGCGCUGGCAUUCAUUGGUCAGCCCAGGCCUUGGUCCUGCAUGCUGAGACACACCCUGUUUGGGAUCAGUUUCGUGCUGUGCCUCUCCUGCCUGCUGAGCAGAACCGUGGUGGUUCUGGUGGCCUUCCGCUCCACCCUCCCUGGAGAGAACCUAAUGCGGUACCUGGGUCCCAACCAGCAGAGGCUGGGCAUCUCUCUCUGCACGCUGGUACAGGUGCUGAUCUGUGUGUUGUGGCUGUCCCUGGCCCCCCCUCGGCCUACAGAGAGGGGCAUCAGAGGAGACCAGGGGCCCAAGAUCUUGUUGGAAUGUGCUGUGGGCUCCGUGGCGGGCUUCUCCCUGGUCCUGGGGUACAUCGGCCUGCUGGCCUCCCUCUGCCUCCUCCUGGCCUUCCUGGCCAGAAAACUCCCAGACAACUUCAACGAGGCCAAGCUCAUCACCUUCAGCAUGCUGAUCUUCUGCGCUGUGUGGGUGUCGUUCGUCCCCGCCUAUGUCAGCUCUCCGGGAAAGUACACGGUUGCCGUGGAGAUCUUUGCCAUCCUGGCCUCCAGUUACGGACUUCUGGCCUGCAUCUUCGUCCCAAAGUGUUACAUCAUCCUGCUGAGGCCUGAGAGGAACACCAAGAAACAGAUGAUGGCCAAAUAACAUCAAGGCCUUCUGUAUGAUAAUACUUUGCUAUUGCUUUUAGUGACUUCAUUGAGGUCUGUGAAUUUUACUGAGAAAUCUUCUAAUGCUAAAAUAAGUUCAUGUACACCAGUGGUUCCCAAACUUUCUACAGUCCUGUACCCCUUCAGACAUUUAAUCUCCAUCUACGUAUCCCCCGUUUUUUGUAAACGCCGCCGCCGCCCCCUCCCCUCGCGCACAUAUACAGUCUAUAACACUUGAAACUGUGAAAUUGUCAGGGAUUUCAGGACUUGGAUGGAAGUUUAGAUCAAACUGAGUUUUAUUAGCAAUACAACCCAGGUAAAGGGAAAUGAGAAACAAAUAAGGAGGUUGAACUAACUCACUCAGGGGUUUAACGGGAAUGACUAUUUAACUCAAACAAGGCAAAACAGAUGAAAACCAAGAUACUCAGCGUCAAACGCCGGAAGAACACAAACUAGCAAUGUUUAACUAUAAGGGCAUAAAUAAACAGUGUGCAGAAGUGUGUGUGUUGAAUUUGAAAAGGGGGGCGUGGCCGGAGCGGAGUUCAGCCAGAAAUAAUCACCACAGUAGCUGUUUUGAGACGUCCUCUGCCAUGUCACUGAUACGCCGUGAAACAGUGUUGUUUGAUGAAGCCAUUGUCUGUAUAGUUUUUUGGCCUUUUCCCCCAGCAUUGCCCCAACCAUAUCCACGGCAGACAGCAGUUAGCAAAUGUAUUUAGUUUCUUUUUUUUCACUUUGAAAAUGUAAAUCAAAUCUCCCCACGUACCCCCUGAACCACUUCGCGUACCCAGUUUGGGAACCGAUGAUGUCACACUUUGUCU
Osmerus eperlanus (European smelt) is the source of this 3443-nucleotide messenger RNA. RefSeq names its product extracellular calcium-sensing receptor-like. The record is from RefSeq and is a predicted model, not a curated record. Gene Ontology annotation, biological process: G protein-coupled receptor signaling pathway. Lineage: Eukaryota; Metazoa; Chordata; Actinopteri; Osmeriformes; Osmeridae. Gene Ontology annotation, molecular function: G protein-coupled receptor activity. Gene Ontology annotation, cellular component: plasma membrane. The coding region runs from base 29 to 2623 and encodes 864 amino acids. The transcript is spliced from 11 exons.